AUAUAUAUAUACACGUACAUACAUAUUACACACGUAACAAGCCGUAUACGAUUUUUGGAGCGAGCAAGCCCUGUGUGUGUGUGUGUGUGUGUGUGUGUGGUUUUUUUUUUGUUUUCUUUUACGUUGGAGAAAAAAGUCAAGGGAUUUCGUCACGAAGUCACGGUGAUUCAAGAAGUAACGGAUAAAGUUAAACGAGAAGAGGUAGAAGACGACGAGGAUUGAAGUUUCUUAAUUAUUAUCGAGGAGCAAAAAAAAAGAAGGAAAGCGAGAAGAUCGUUUGGAGCUUGUCGUAGCCGGUGUCGCGACGGGGAGUACGCGACGCCGCCGGCGCGAUAAGCCGAAAAGAGUGCGGUAAUCGAGUGUGCGCGAAGUGCCGUGCCUCUUUCCUCGUCACUGUGGGAAAAUACAGCCGCUACGGUGGCUCAGCACGCAGAGUUCCCCGGCGCGGCCAGGGCGUUCAUGGCGCAGCCAAGGUACGAUGAUGGCGGGCUGCACGGGGCCUACCUCGAGGGAGGUGGUGGCGGAGGAGGAGCAGGGCUGUACGAUCCACACGGUAGCGCCCGCGGUGUUCCGGGUCUUCACCACAGCCCUCAUCUCGGGGGUAUGGGACCGGCCCACCCUCAAUAUCCCCCGCCGCCGCCUCAGCCACCCCAACACGUGCUCGCCGCGGCAGCAGCCGCUGCAGCCUCGGCAGUGCCCGAUGUACACAAACGCGACAAGGACGCCAUUUACGGACAUCCCCUCUUCCCGCUUCUCGCAUUGAUCUUCGAGAAAUGCGAAUUGGCGACGUGUACACCGCGCGAGCCUGGUGUUGCCGGAGGAGACGUUUGUUCGUCCGAAAGUUUCAACGAGGACAUCGCAGUUUUUUCCAAACAGAUUAGACAAGAAAAGCCCUACUAUAUAGCGGAUCCGGAGGUUGACUCGCUGAUGGUUCAAGCGAUUCAGGUCCUUCGAUUUCACCUCCUCGAACUUGAAAAGGUGCACGAGCUCUGCGACAACUUCUGCCACCGGUACAUCAGCUGUCUGAAGGGCAAGAUGCCGAUCGACUUGGUGAUCGACGACCGAGAGAGCUCGAAGCCGCCGGAAAUGGGUAACGGGCUAGACGGAGGCGGUCCCAGGAGCACAGCCGACAGCACCAGCCACACGGACGGAGCUAGCACGCCCGACGUCAGGCCGCCCUCCUCAUCGCUUUCCUAUCCUGGUGCGGGCGGUAACGAUGAUGCACGUAGUCCUGGAAGCGGUGGUACACCCGGACCACUCAGUCAACAAGCACCUACCAGUUUGGAUUCCUCGGACCCCGACGCCAUGGGAAAAUGGUGUCCGCGUAGAGAAUGGAGUUCGCCGCCAGACGCGCAAAGAGCGGCGAGCGAUGCUGCGCGUCGUGGCGUCCUUUAUUCCUCCGUCUUCCUCGGCAGUCCUGGUGACGCGAGCAACGCGAGUAUCGGUAGUGGCGAGGGCACGGGCGAGGAAGACGACGAUUCCUCGGGUAAGAAGAAUCAGAAGAAGAGAGGAAUCUUUCCGAAAGUCGCGACUAACAUUCUCAGGGCGUGGCUGUUUCAACACCUCACGCAUCCGUACCCCUCGGAGGAUCAGAAGAAACAACUGGCACAGGACACGGGGUUGACGAUUCUUCAAGUUAAUAAUUGGUUCAUUAAUGCGAGGCGUAGAAUCGUACAACCGAUGAUAGACCAGAGUAAUCGAGCCGUGUUUCCACCAUUGUCCGCAGGUCCUAGCGGGGCGUACAGUCCGGACGCGACGAUGGGCUAUAUGAUGGACGGACAGGCGGCGAGCAUGAUGCACCGGCCGCCGGGCGAUCCUACCUUCCACAACCAGUACCAUUACCCGCCCGAGUACUAUGGACAUCACUUAUAAAGCAGUCGCGUACCCAUAUAAAAAUACGGUGGAACGACGGUUCUUGCGGAUUGGAAAACGUAGAAACGCGUUGGGACCACCGUGCUCCAGCCGGCGAACUAGAGAAUCACGGAAAGGCGAUGCGAAAGGCCGAAGAACGAGGAUAAUCUGCCGGGGAAAGGGGGAGGGUAGGAGGUGCAUCAAUAAUCCCCAAAGGGUAGACAGCAACUCGGAUCGUCAACGAAAAGAGAAAGAAAGAAAGAAAGAGAGAAAGAGAGAUAGAUAGAUAGAUAUGCAGAGAGAGAGAGAGAGAGAGAGAGAGAGAGAGAGAGAGAGAGAGAGAGAGAGAGAGAGAGAGAGAGAGAAAGAGAGAAUGAGGAAGAGGAAGAGGAAGAGGAUCUCUAACGGAGCGAUGAGUCUACAUGACGGAGGAAAGAAGAAAGCCGUCAUCGAAUGGUGUCGAUGGACGAGGAUUCUCGCAGGACGAAAAGGAAGCACCGAAUGUGGCGCUAAAUAAGAGAAGAGAAAAAGGAAGUAUAAGAGGGAGAAAUGAAUAAAAAAAAAAACUAAGCAAAAAAGAAGAAGAAGAAGAAGAAGAAGAAGAAGAAGGAGGAGGAAAAAAACGAAGAAAAAUGAGAGAACGGAGGACACGCGGUCGACGCCUGGCGAAAGGAGAUGAUGGCCGCGAGGGGAAUUCAUGUGAUUGUUCUUUGUACAAAUGUCGCGGUGUAAUAUUGUAGUGAAUGAAGAAUUUAAAUGUUAAAUUUUAAUACCGAUCGCAAUCGAGAUAUAAUUAAAUAUGAGAACGAGUAACGCGGUGAUAUAUAGGCAAUUUAGCGGGCAUGUACAUUAAACGAGGGGAGAGACGAGAGAGUGAGAGAGAUAGAGAUAGAGAGAGAGAGAGAUAGAGAUAGAGAUAGAGAUAGAGAUAGAGAAAGAGAGAGAGAGAGAGAGAGAGAGAGAGAGAGAGAGAGAGGAAAUGAGGAAAUGAGGAAGAGAGACAUGAGAUUAAGAGAAUCAAGAAGGAAGAACUUGGAGCUCGCGCAGGAAGGUU
Messenger RNA from Vespa mandarinia (Asian giant hornet), 2905 nucleotides. It is a transcript of the gene hth, whose product is annotated as Meis homeobox homothorax. Gene Ontology annotation, biological process: regulation of DNA-templated transcription. The record is from RefSeq and is a predicted model, not a curated record. Gene Ontology annotation, molecular function: DNA binding. Lineage: Eukaryota; Metazoa; Arthropoda; Insecta; Hymenoptera; Vespidae.